This is a messenger RNA of Dendronephthya gigantea, 2822 nucleotides long. RefSeq lists its product as uncharacterized. NCBI's taxonomy places the organism in Eukaryota, Metazoa, Cnidaria, Anthozoa, Malacalcyonacea, Nephtheidae. The record is from RefSeq and is a predicted model, not a curated record. Gene Ontology annotation, molecular function: protein binding. The coding region runs from base 46 to 2691 and encodes 881 amino acids. The transcript has 5 exons.
AUUAUUCGUAUUUUAAACGCUGAACUUGACGCCUUACGAUAAAUAAUGGCAAAUAUCUACAAUAUUUCCAUAUCUGAAUGCAAAAACGCCGUCACGACUAUAGGCGAUCAAGCACAAUCGCAAAUCUCAAAAACAGAUCCUACAAGUACAAGUACAAAUACAAGUACAACUUUGGAGGAUGUUAGCAACUGCUAUGAACCAGUUCGUAGCUAUUGUUCGCGAGGGAAGGUUGAUCAUGAAAUUGAGAAGAUACAAAGAGGAAAACCAAAAAUUUUGAACGGAACAAUAGGAACGGGGAAAACUUACGCAUCUCGGCAUUACAUUGAUGAGAACAAGCAAAAGUUCGUCAUAAGUUGGUUUUUAGACGUCUCUGCUACUGACGACAGCAUCAUCUUGUCGUUAAAUGACCUUGCAGAGAAACUGGGUGUACAGUAUCGACUGUUAUUUGAGACCGUUAAACAAAAAGCUGUGGGAAAGGAUGUAAUAUUUGUCCUAGACAACGUGCAAAAGAAACCGUCUUCUGAGUGGUUUAAAAAGUUGUGGAAUAUUCGAAGUUUAAUUUACAUCAUCAUCACAACCAACAAUGCUUCUCUGUUUCUGUCUCUUUCUAAUACGGAAGUACUACAAGUGGAGAAGUUUGACGAGGCAAUGGCGUUUCUUCAGGACAUUCAUCCUAAGAAUAGUGAAGAAGAUCUCAAAGAGCUUUGUAAUCAUUUUGGUUGGAAUAUCCUUGGUCUAACAACUGCCAAAGAUUACAUGUUGACAAAAAAGAUGACAACUCGAAUAUACCUCAAAAUGCUGUAUGAUAGCGAGGCAGCACCGAAAGUUCGUCAAAACGAGCUAAGUACACAUCAACGAACACUUUACGCGAGUGUGCGUGCAUGUUUAGAAGAAGUUGAUAAGAAUAGGUUCUCUGCUUUGGCUACCGUCUCUUUCAUUUCAAACAGCAUGAUCCCAGAGUUUCUUCUCAGCAAUCAACUACCUUCAAGCAAUGACUUGGCGAACACAGCAGAUCUAAACGACCUACAUGAUCAGCUGAAGUCGCUGGUUCAAAUCACAGAAGAAAAUGGUAUUCGUUUCUUUUCAUUCCACCCGUUUACCCAGUACGUGAUCAAAGACAUGAUCGACGAACAAGUUAAAGCAGAUCUGUUGUACAAACUAGCGGAAAUAUUUGUCAGAUAUAUUAAUAAAGACAACCGUUUUUCCAAAGGUAAUUUUCUUCAGCGUAUCAUACGUGAGCAUGCAAAGUUCUUUCUUCAAGAAUGGGAAGACAAGGAAAAAGAUGACCGUACUGCGAUAGCAUUAGCUCGACUAUCAGAACUGGUUGGUUUCACGUACACUCAGCACCAACCUCCAAUGCGCAAGCAGUCGGAUGAACAUUUUGCACGUGCUAGAGAGUUGAUUCAUAAUAUUUGCGGGAUAACUGAUGAAGAUUUAAAACCGGCUGACAGGUCGCUAAGCCCCAGACAACCGCUCGGAGAUUCUGAAGUAGACCAAAUGUACGAAAUUAGUAAGAACGAGCUAAGCGUUGCGCACCAAUUGUUUAAAAAACUGACACGAAAGAGCUGCGAACUAUCGUCGGACACCAUCCAAGAGCUUGUAUUUUGGCGCACUGUAAACAAGCAAGACCUAGCUGUGUUCCCGGAAGCAGUCAAGGUGAAUCAAACUGUGAAGGAAAAAAUUGAACGCUCCCAACCGCUCUCCCCAAGUGAAGUCAAAGAGUUUGUUUAUCAUGAUGCGGCGUACGGUGUUGAUGACUAUCGCAAGUUAUUUUUACCGGAACUUUACCUCUCGGUGAUUUACAGCCUUGGCCGAAACUAUUUCUACAAAAACGGUGAAGCAAUGAAACAGCCAAGCCUUUACAUCGAUCUUUUGAAGCUAGCGUAUUGCCUUUCACGUGAAAUUAGCGAAGCGAUGAAUGAAAACGAUGCUGUCUACCAUGAAUAUACAGUGCAGUUAAAUGGUCUAUUGUAUCUUCUGGUUAAUGAUGACUAUAUCUGUCGAGACGAUAUACAUGAAAAGAAAGAGGGACAGGUUCAUGCCAAGGACCUGAUGAAUGCAGUUGAUCGCUACAAACAAUUGGAAUGCGAAGAAAGAAGAUUUUUCGAGAUGGGGAUAUUGAAAACAACGAGAGAUGACACGUAUAGACGGUUAGUUUGUUAUCGACAGAUCUUGGCAUGCUACAAAGCUUUGCUAUCACUCAAUAGCAUUGAAAAUCGUGACCAUUACGUGUCGGACGGCGUUCAAAUUUGCGACGAUCUUUUGGGAUUACUGGAAACUUUCACUGCUCAAAAUGCCUUGGUUCAAAAUUCCAGAUACUUGAAUACUAUUGGCGAGUUCUACUCAAGUAUCAAAAAGGAUGAAUACUAUCGCAAGGCGAUUGAUAUUUUCACAAAAUCCGCGGAGAAAGCUAAAGAAGAUGAAGUGACCUUAUUCCACCUAGAGGCUUUGGUUGGUUUAGCAGAAGUGUACACCCGAAUGGGCAAUCGUGAUCAUUCACUUGCAUAUCUGACAGAAUGUGAGGACAAAGAAAGUCUUCGUAAUAUGAAACAACAGAAGCCACGUAUUCAACAAAGAAUGAAGAAAAUUCAAGAACAAAACAUUGCUAUGGUUGCUAAGGCUAAACAAAAACCCGCUUCCCAUGACGAGAGGUCUGAUGGUGACUACCGCCCUUGCAACGAGAACGAAUAGCCGAUGUACAAUUCCCUACCUGUACGUAAAAGUAUACGAUUGACAGAAAUGGAUCUACAUACAGAAAACUCGUUAAAUUUUAGUCUUGUCCAUCAUUAAGAGUUUCAGUAAUCGAGGGUGAUAAAUAAAUA